AAUCGCGUUUAACUUGGACCGGAACGGGGGGCUUCGUGCGCGGGCGAGGAACAAGCAGAGUUCUUCUGAGUUGUACGGGAUCGAAUUCGCAAUGCGGAUUCCGAGAGAAGAAGCAGCGGAGAUGCGGUAUGAAGGGGCUUCUUUUGACAGUGAAGAUGAGCAACAUGACAAACAAGUAGAUGAGCAGGAGGCUGAAGGAGCUGCACAGGAGGUAGAAAAAACAGCCCGAGAAGCUGCUGCUCCUGCUCCUGCUGUCCUGGUGCAGCAGCAGCAGCAGCCCCCUGUUGCACCUGCUGCACCGCCAGCGCAGGCUGCUCUACUACCUCAAGCAGACGACACUUCUUCUACGGUAGCCGACAAGUUCGACCAGCUGCGUCGUCCCUUUGACAUCGACGCCGUGAUGAACGGCCAGGACCCGCCGGAGCCACGGUACGGCGUUGUGCGAUUGAAGUUGCACAAGGAUACCAGUGUGGGUACGACGAAAAUGAGAGCAAGUGGGCUCACGCAGUUCCUCUCGCCGGAAGGAAACUAUUUCGCGGUGUAG
Messenger RNA from Amoebophrya sp. A120, 544 nucleotides. The record is from the annotation of a GenBank genome assembly. Lineage: Eukaryota; Dinophyceae; Syndiniales; Amoebophryaceae.